This is a messenger RNA of Daldinia vernicosa, 1479 nucleotides long. Its product is annotated as glutathione-dependent formaldehyde-activating enzyme. Gene Ontology annotation, molecular function: zinc ion binding; S-(hydroxymethyl)glutathione synthase activity. Gene Ontology annotation, biological process: formaldehyde catabolic process. The transcript has a single exon. NCBI's taxonomy places the organism in Eukaryota, Fungi, Ascomycota, Sordariomycetes, Xylariales, Hypoxylaceae. The record is from RefSeq and is a predicted model, not a curated record. The coding region runs from base 556 to 1119 and encodes 187 amino acids.
CCGCAGGACGCCCAAUCCUCGCUCACCUCUCUUUUCUCUCUCUCCGCAAUCCCGACUCUUCUCCGAUAUAUUAGUCCCCUCUAUACAGACCACAUCUCAUCUGCCGCCCCUGUGAAACAUGGUGUUGGAGCCGUCUAGCAAUGCUACCGGCUAUAUCAAUUCGCCGUUGCCUGCAGGUAGGGGGGAUCUCCAAGCAUCAUAAAGCACGCCAUCCUGUAGCUGAGACGUAUAUGCGUAAGAUGCCAAUGCCAUUGUGAUCCGCGCUGUCUCCUCUUCCUCCAACCGAGCUUCACGGCCUGUCUCGGAGAUGGAUGCUUAGUGCCGUAGGUUACAACUCUUGGAGUAUCGGGGCCCCCUCCCCCUCGUUUCCCAUACAUACGUCCUCUCCUAUAAAGACAUCUAGUCUUCGUCCCAUUUGGCCGUGAUAUCGUGAAAUAAUAUCCAUCUCGAAAUAGAUAUAGCAAUCCGUUACCCGUCACCCGUUACCCGUCACCUGUUACCUCAGCUUCAAACCUCAACCAAAGUAAAAGUCAAGUAAAGCAAAACAAAGCAAGGAUGGUUUCCCUACACCCCCUCCUCGACAACGGCCUCACCAAAGGCGACCCCAACUUCUCCGGCGGCACUCUCUACUGCAAAUGCGCCAGCGACCCCGUCGCCGUGACCCUAAGCUCCAACGUCGCCCACAACCACGCCUGCGGCUGCUCCAAGUGCUGGAAGCCCUCCGGCGCGCUCUUCAGCAUCGUCGGCGUCGUGCCGCGGGCCAACCUAUCCGUCACGGCCAACGAGUCCAAGCUGAGCAUCGUCGACCCCAAAGCCGCCAUCCAGCGCCACGCCUGCACCGCCUGCGGCACCCACCUGUACGGCCGCAUCGAGAUCGACCACGCCUUCAAGGGCCUCGACUUCGUGCACGUCGAGCUCAGCCCCCAGAAGGGCUGGCAGGAGCCCCAGUUCGCCGCCUUCGUCUCCAGCAUCAUCGAGCAGGGCUUCGACCCGGCCAGCAUAGGCGAGGUUAGGGAUAAGCUGCACCAGGUUGGGCUCGAGACGUACGAUUGCCUUUCGCCCGCGCUGAUGGACCUUAUUGCUGCGUAUACUGCUAAGAAGACCGGUGCCCUCAAAUAAAUUAUUGGAAUUUUAGAUAAAAAGGAUAUUAGGAUGGUUGUUGGGAGACGUAUAACAAUGAAUGAGCUUACCCAUACCCCCUAAUUGCACUUGUCAGUUGUAACUUAGGUUGAUACAUUAGGUAUAUGUACAUGUCUGAGGGCGGCCGAAAGAAAAGAAAAUAUACUAUAUUGUGAUAUACAUCCAUACAUACCUAGGCAGGUGGUGCAGAUUUAUAUAAAUAAAAGCCCCAAUAUGUGGUGUCCAUCAAGGUGUCCCUCUGGAUGCUUUUCGUAUCCUGGUAUCCCCUGCAGUGUAUACCGGCGACUUUGUUUAUUGGCUGGGCGGUUACUGAGUGUCGUCGGUAAUUGAUAAAAGUCC